AUGGAACGAAUAACGUUAUAUGAAGAGUUUAGGCUCAUAGAGAGAAGUGAAACCGAAGUGUAUGGAAUCUGGAAAGGCGCUCAUUUACUUCUAUUCUUUCUUGCUUUCGUGUUCGGAUCAUUCUGCACAUUUUGUUUUCACAUGCUCAUGUAUUUGUUUGACGAGAAAUGCGUUUUGUUCCCUAAACUUUUGUCCUUGACGUCGCUUCGUCAGAAUAUUAUAUACGAAUUCAUACCAGAGGAUAAAGACAAAGCAAACAUGUUGCCUGUUGAUUUUGUGAGCACGCAAUGGGUCGAGAAAAGUGCCUGUUACCUACCAACGUACGUACCAUUGGUUUCGGGAAUUUUCGGCCUCGUCUGGACGACGAUGUUCCUGAUGUGUUCUGCUGGUAGCAGGGUUCUUACGGGCUUAGACAGACCGUGGCGAAUCCUACCCCCAAUAUUUGUGUUUUCAUUGGCAAUGGGCUCUCUAUGUCUUUACUCUUCUGUGAUAACGCACUAUGGCUUACACGAUCUCUGUAUGAAGUUGAGUGAGAUUACUGGAAGCACUACGUGCACAUAUACCGUGAACGUCGCAACCCUUGUAUAUGAGCGCCGUAUCCGGGGAGUCUACCAAGCUACCCGGUUAACAAUCCUCUCCGCCUGGCUUCACACGACUUGCUGGUUACUGUCAGCGUUGCUUGCACUCUUAAGAGUAUUACUAGGUAUCGAUUUCCAAUUGGUUCGUGUGAGGACACAACUGACUGGAAACAUUGAUAGAUUCUUAGAGCAAAAUGAAAUACACAUUCGUACGAUCUUCCCCGAUCCCAUGGAUAUGCAAUCCUUUUCAUCAUCAAAAAGCAGCGUGAAGGUACAUUUCCAAAAGGAGUAUUUCAAAAAUCGACCUAAAAAAUCUCCCUCUGACGAGGAAUUAGGUGAGGUACUCUAUCUAAAAGAUACGCCAGAACACAGUUCUGAUCUGGCUUUGGUGCCUGCUGAAGAGAGGAAGCUUCACGCCCACGCUCUUUACAAUAGCGUAUCCAAGGAACAUCAUUUCAUCGUUCAAAUCCUGUAUAAUAUGAUCUCUGACAUCACAGAAACAUCCCCGCUCCUCAGUGUUUCUAGCAGUGUGUCCUCGUUACAAUCGGACAGUAGCUUAUUGAAAAUUGUCCGCCAAUAUGGACAAGAGCAAAUAUCGUCAAAAGUUCUACCGAUGAGCGAAAAACGCAGAACGAACGCGGUGAUGAAUUUACGAGAAGCAGAAGAAAUCGCGUUAGAGAUAAAACGCAACUUGAAAAAACCAGGGAUAAAAGAAGACGCUAGCAAUGAUACGCCAGGCCCAAGUCAAGAAGGCAAGAUAAAGUCAAGUUUGAAAAGCACUGGAACCCAAACUCAGAAGAAGCGACAAGAUGCAUCUCAAAAAGUACAGAUUGAGUCGCGAACUAGUGUUAUAACGUCUGAAACCAAUACGACAUCUAGCGUAGAAAAGGAAACUCAAACAGCAAGGAAAGAAAAGCAAGAUUAG
Messenger RNA from Leptosia nina, 1503 nucleotides. The record is from the annotation of a GenBank genome assembly. Lineage: Eukaryota; Metazoa; Arthropoda; Insecta; Lepidoptera; Pieridae.